AUGCCACCUACUAAAACAGCAAAGAAGAACUCAAAUCCUGAGAAGGACUCUGCAACUACAAAAGCUAGAGCUAAAGCUUCAACGACUAAGGAGUUAAUUAUCCGCCCAACCUCUUCACAAACACUCAAAAAUCUUAGAAAUUUUGCUAGUGUAUUCAUUACAAAGACAACAUUAGAAAACUUGGAGCUGACAAAGGGGACAUUUGUGAAGUUGAGAAUUGGAUUGAAAGAGUUGGUGCUAUUAGUGGAUGUUUGUGGUAGUGACGAUGAUGAUGAUGAUGCCAUUUUCAUAAAUAGGGCGUAUCUAGAUUUAUAUGGUAUACUACUAGGCGAACGUGCAACCAUAAAUAAAUUUAAUGGGCAACUUGAAUAUGCUAAAAAUAUGGUGAUUGAAAAGGAGAAAGAAUCGGAACUUACUGUAGAAGAUUUAAUCAACGUUGGAAUUGUGUAUCCAAAAUUGAAUACCGGAAAAUGGUUUGUCAAAUCAAUCAAUGAAGAACUAGAAACAGCAAUGAAUAAUUUAACAUUGAAUGCUACGCACAACAGUGUCGAUAUCAACAACAUUUCUGGAUACCUGGUACACCCUAAAAAUACCAACAUUCAGUUCAUAUCAGUCGAUAAAAUCCCACAAAUAUACAGGAAAAAUAAAUUCAGUGAUGUUGGCGGUUUAGACAAGACCAUCGAGUCUUUAGUUAAGUCAGUUAAAAUUCCACUUCUAAAUGGAGAAAUGUUCAGAUCUUUUGGGAUUGAACCGCCAAGAGGAGUGCUACUAUAUGGUAAUUCUGGUGUUGGUAAAACCAUGCUUUUGAAAAGUUUAGCUUGUGAGUUUAGGGAAUGUCAUAUUAUUAAGAUUGAUGGCUCGUCCAUUAUAUCUAAAUAUUUAGGAGAUAGUGAAGAAAAACUACGUUUAAAUUUCAAAGAAGCACUAAAGUAUCAGCCUUCCAUUAUACUCAUUGACGAGAUUGAAAAUUUACUUCCAAAUAGAAAGAACAGGGAAGAAGUAAGUGAUGUUGAUGGAAGAAUUAUCAAUACUUUCAAUAGUAUGAUGGAAGAGCUGAGUGGUAAUAGUAGGGUCAUUGUCAUUGGAGCCUGUAAUGACUUAACCAGUGUUGAUUUGAGUUUACGUAGACCCGGAAGAUUAGAUGUUGAAAUCGAGGUUGGAAUUCCUGAUAUUGAAGGAAGGUUUGAUAUUUUGAGGAAGCAGAUUAACAAAAUUGAGCCUCACUUGAACAAUGUCAGUGAUGAAGAAAUCAAAAUUAUUGCAGACAAGACGCACGGUUAUGUUGGUAGUGAUCUGUUGACCUUAGUAAGAGAAAGUGUAAUGAAAGCUAUAACGAGACAUCUUGAGGGUGAGAACUCUGUCUGUUUGAAAUUUAACGAUUUUAUUGUUUCAAUGAAAGAUAUUAGACCAAGUGCAAUGAAGGAAAUCCUCCUUGAGAUGCCAAAGGUGAAAUGGUCAGACAUUGGAGGUCAGACCGAGCUCAAGCAGAAAAUUCAUGAGAUGGUUGAACUACCAUUGAAGGAGGUCGAUAAAUUCAAGAGGUUUGGUAUCAAAGCUCCUAAAGGUUUGUUGCUCUACGGACCACCCGGUUGUUCCAAAACGAUGACAGCCAAGGCAUUAGCUACUGAGUCGGGACUUAAUUUCUUAGCCAUCAAAGGUCCUGAGAUCUUUGACAAGUAUGUUGGCGAAUCGGAGCGGAAGAUCAGGGACAUUUUUAACAAGGCAAGAGCUUCUGCGCCUUCAAUCAUUUUCAUUGAUGAGAUUGACGCUAUAGCGGUUGAUAGAGAAGGUGGUGAAUCAACAAAUGUUUCUAAACAAGUGUUAAACACCAUGUUGAAUGAACUCGAUGGUGUGGAGGAACUAAAUGGUGUUAUCUUGGUCGGUGCUACGAAUAGGCCAUCCUCCAUUGACUCUGCACUUUUACGUCCGGGCCGUCUUGACCGCCAUGUCUAUGUUGGGCCUCCUGAUGCAGAAGGCAGAAAAGCGAUUUUCAGUAAUGCAUCGUCCAGUUUUGGCAUUGACGAGGGUUCAUUCAAUGCGCUAAUUGACUGGAUAGUAAAUGAAACUGAAGGAUGUAGUGGAGCCGAAUGUGUUCUUCUUUGUCGAGAGGCUGGUGUCAGGGCAGUUUCCAGAGGCGCUGAUCAUGUUACCAGGGAAGACUUUGAGAGCGCCAUUUCUCACCUUGUGAGAAACAUCACUCAGGAAAUGUUGGACUACUAUCAAGAGUUUGCCUGUAGGGCUUAA
This is a messenger RNA of Pichia kudriavzevii, 2244 nucleotides long. RefSeq lists its product as uncharacterized. The record is from RefSeq and is a predicted model, not a curated record. Bases 1 to 2244 code for a protein of 747 amino acids. The transcript has a single exon. Gene Ontology annotation, molecular function: ATP binding; ATP hydrolysis activity. NCBI's taxonomy places the organism in Eukaryota, Fungi, Ascomycota, Pichiomycetes, Pichiales, Pichiaceae. Gene Ontology annotation, cellular component: cytoplasm.